UUACAAUAUACAAUAUCAACACUAAUGGGCUACCGUACUUUCAAAAAUUCUUGCACCACAAGAAAGAAAUACUACAGACAUAUAUAAAACUUGAGAAAUAACAGAUUGAAUGUAAAAUUCAAAUUGAGUGCACGUGGUGACAUGCCUGAAUUCUGCAGAAACAAUACUCUAUUCUGGGACUGGAAUCUGACCAGAAGUGGGGAGCAGCCAUUAUUUUCUCCUUGCUUCCUGACCUCUGUUCCGGUCUGGAUGAUCCAUGGCUGGAUUUGGGUUGUCUCCCCUUUCUACAUGUAUUACCUGAUCAGACAGAAAACAAGCCCUAAUCCUCUUAGCUGGCGAAUCAUCCUAAAAACAUUCCUCCUCGUGGUUAAUGUUGUAUUGCUAAUUGUGGAGUGGAUAGUUGAGGAUGCGUCUCUUUAUCUGACACGAAGGACAGCUGUAUUCAGUUUUACUCUUCAGAUUAUUACACUGAGUUUGGUAGGUUUCUACAUUUACAUGGAGCGAUGGAAGGGCUUUGUCACUUCAGGAGUUUUAUUCAUUUACUGGACUGUAGCCAUUAUUAUUGAUACUGUCCCACUAUAUCACAGAAUUCUCUUAUCGGAGUAUUCUAGAAGUCCUCUAUCAUUGGCCUUAUUUUCUACGAUCUAUGGAAUUCAGUGGAUGCAGUGGAUUUUGUCUUGUUUUGCUGAAAUUUCAAAUUCAAAGGAUGUGGGGAAUAGUCCAUACUCUAAAUCUUCCUUUCCCGUCAGGCUAUUUUUCUCCUGGAUAUUUUGGAUUAUUAUCAAAGGAUACAGAAGAACGUUAACACAAGACGACACAUAUCCCUUAGAAUCUUAUGAUAGAGCUGAUACCCUAUUGACUAAGUAUUUAAAAUGCCGGAAACAUUUGGAAAAUAAAGGAAGGAAAAGCAGUAUUAAAAUGAGAAAGGAACAGCCGACAAGGACACACGAAGAUGCUGGAGAGUCUUUGCUUACAGAGGUUGGACAAACUCAACAUUCCGAUCACCAUUUUCCCCAUCAAUCCCUUUUGAUUAUCCUUUUAAAACUUUUUGGAUUCGAAUACUUAAAGUUCCAUCUACUAACUUCAGUCUUGCUAAUUACUAGAUUCACCAACAUUCAAUUACUCAGCUUGCUUCUUGAGUUUAUAGCAGAACCUGGAGCUAACCAGCUAUGGUGGGGUUAUAUGUUGGCGGUAUCACUUUUUGUGGUAUCGGUGAUAGAGGUUUUGUUUCACUAUCAUUCUAUGUACACGGCCUGGAACCUGGGAAAAAGAGUCAGUGCUACACUUAUGGCUGCACUGUAUAAGAAGGCAUUGACAGUAAGUCGCAACUCAAAGCAGACCUCUUCAGUGGGUGAAAUUUUAAAUCUGAUGUCAGUGGAUACGUCUACCAUUCAAGACAACAUGAUGUUUGUUGGGCUAUGGAUCGAAGCUCUUGUGGAGAUUAUGCUGGCUCUUUAUUUUUUGUAUGAGCUUCUUGGAUAUGCGAUGUUUGUAGGAUGUGGGGUGAUGGUUCUUUUGGUACCACUAAAUGCUUUCCUUGCCUCCAAAUCCUUUAGACUGAUGCAAGAACAAAUGAAAGUCAAAGACGGGAGAAUUAACAUUUUAUCUGAAGUUAUCAAUGGUAUAAAGGUCUUGAAGCUCUAUGCUUGGGAAAUGACUUUUAAGAACAAGAUCAUAGACAUAAGAAAUAAGGAACUUCAAAAACUGCUGCAUCUGAAGGUCUUUGAGCGAACCAUCGAAACUCUAUUUCACAUAACACCUGUUAUAGUGAUAUUUUCUAUGUUCUUUACAUAUGUACACAUCAGUGAUAAACCUCUCGACGCCAAGACAGUAUUUGUUUCUCUUUCUCUUUUUAACAUUCUGAGAUUCGCCAUUGACAUGAUACAAAUGGCUCUACGAAAAACUUUGAACUUUGUUGUGGCAGUCAAACGAAUUAGCAAAUUCCUGAAUAGAACAGAUAUUGCGGAAGAUGUCGUUCAAAGAAAUGCCAAACAAGAGAAAGCUAUUCAGAUUAGAAACGGAGAAUUUGCUUGGGAUGACAACACUAUCUUAAAAGAUGUGAAUGUAGAGAUCCCAGAGGGCCGUCUUGUAGCAGUGGUUGGACAAGUAGGUCAAGGGAAGUCUUCAUUGUUGUCAGCAAUCCUAGGAGAGAUGACAAAAAUUAGAGGGAGCGUUACCAUUAAGGGAUCUAUUGCAUAUGUUUCACAGCAGGCCUGGAUUCAAAAUGCUACCAUAGAGGAAAAUAUUCUUUUCGGAUUCAAAAUGGACAAGAAACGGUAUCAUAGAAUAAUUGAGGCUUGUGGUCUGACGCAAGAUCUGAACACGUUUCCUGCAGGAGGUCAGACAGAAAUAGGAGAAAAGGGAAUAAACCUGAGUGGGGGGCAGAAGCAGAGGGUGAGUCUGGCCCGAGCCGUGUACAGUGACGCGGACGUCUAUCUCCUGGACGACCCACUGUCAGCCGUCGAUUCUCAUGUCGGCAAACAUAUAUUCGAGGAAGUCAUUGGAUCGUCAGGGUUACUGAAAAAUAAGACAUGUAUUCUGGUUACACACGGGAUCCAGUGGUUGAAUAAAGUGGAUGAAAUCAUUGUGCUGGCGGACGGGAAAAUAUCGGAGACGGGCUCUUAUGAUGAACUUCUUAGUCAUGCUGGACCCUUUGCAGAUUUUCUCGAGAAUUAUUUGAUAGAUGUUGAUGAAGGGGAGAUAGAGGAGGAGAUGCGGGUAAAUGUUAUACAGAGAUUAACAUCACUAACCUCCGACGACACCAAUGGAUCAGCCAUUGACUUAAGAAUGUCUAUGAACGAUCUAACUGCAAAACAUUUGAAAAUAAAGAGUACCUCCAGCAGUGUGACAGAGAAACAGAUUUCUGUAAACUUAGAAACAGUGACAAAGAAAAAUGCUCAGGUUAAAGACAACUUGAUCGAAGAAGAGGCGGUAGAAACUGGACAGGUGAAAUGGAAGCGGUUUAUGGCUUAUUUCAGAGCAAUGUCUCUGAAGUACUGCAUUCUCAUGGUGAUGUUAUAUGGACUUGGCGAGGGCAUGACUCUGCUUGGAAAUAUAUGGCUUAGCAAAUGGACCGAGGAUCCUGUUUUUACAUUGGUUAAUGAAACUAUACAUGACCCAGAUGUUCAACAAAGGAAUACAUAUUUCCUUGGGAGUUACAUGGGUUUCGGAUUAGGGCAAAUCAUUUUCGUAUUGUUUUAUGGGAUUCUAUUUGUACUUAGAACAACUGCCGCAUCUCGCAAAAUGCAUACCAACCUUCUACAUUCAAUUCUGCGCUGUCCAGUUAGUUUUUUUGACACCACUCCAUCAGGGCGAAUCAUGAACCGUUUUUCUAAGGACAUGGAUUCAAUAGAUACAGUAUUUCCUUGGUAUCUAGAAAUGGUCAUGUUCUGUUUUAUUUCACUUCUGGGAGUUCUGGUUGCGAUCACAUACACUUCUCGCUGGUUUCUCUUGGUAGCUAUUCCAAUUGGAAUUUUCUACUACCUCUUACUGAGUUUUUACUUACCAACCGCUAGACAACUGAGAAGAAUUUCAUCAACCAACAGAUCUCCAAUUUACAGUUAUUUCAGUGAAACCUUAGCUGGUGCGAGUGUCCUCAGGGCAUUUGGUAAAGGAGACGAGUUUAUGUCUGAGCUUCAGAGCAGAGUGAAUAAUUACCAACAAGUCAAGUGGGCUGAAAUAUCUGUCGAUGGGUGGAGAGGUAUUCAUGUUGGACUUCUGGGAUGCUGUGUGAUUUUAGCAGCUUCUAUAAUAUCAGUAGCAACCAGAAACAGUAUAAGCGCAGGAAUGGCUGGGCUCUCAAUAUCCUAUUCCCUCAAUGUAACAAAUCUGAUGAGUUGGUUGUUGUACACAAUAACCACAGUGGAAACAAAUGCAGUAUCUGUAGAACGUAUAGCAGAAUAUACUGAUAAAGAACCAGAGGCUGAACUUGUCAAAGCCGAUCAUCGACCUCCAGAGGACUGGCCGAGUCAAGGUCAGGUCACUCUGACCUCUUACUCUACACGAUACAGACCCAACCUAGACUUAGUUCUGAAGGACAUCAAUGUCACCAUCAAACCUGGAGAAAAAGUUGGUAUUGUUGGGAGGACAGGGGCAGGUAAAUCUUCCCUGACCCUGGCGCUGUUCCGUUUGAUAGAACCAGCCUCUGGGAAUAUAGAUAUAGACGGGGUCAAGUUAACAGAUAUAGGACUUCAUGACUGUAGAUCAAAGCUGACUAUUUUACCCCAGGAUCCGGUGUUGUUUUCUGGUACUCUGCGGAUGAACAUAGACCCAAUGGAUCAGAGCAAAGAUGGAGAGAUUUGGAAUGCUCUUGAGCAUGCUCAUCUGAAAUCUUUCGUGCUUACUCUGCCUGCUGGGCUAGAAUCAGAGUGUGGGGAGGGUGGAAGUAACCUCAGUGUAGGUCAAAAACAAUUGGUUUGUCUGGCGCGAUCUCUUUUGAGGAAGACAAAAAUUCUAAUACUGGAUGAAGCCACGGCUGCAGUGGACCUAGAGACGGACGACCUUAUACAGAGGACGAUACGGGAGGAAUUCAGGGAGUGUACAGUACUGACCAUCGCACACAGGAUCAACACAGUGAUGGACUACGACAGAAUUUUGGUGCUUGACAAUGGUCGUCUACUGGAAUCAGAUACACCACAGAAUCUGAUGUCCAACACUAAGAGUCUAUUCCAUGAACUAGUCAAAAAUGCUGGCAUUAUAAAAUAAACUAUCUUCAGCCAA
Messenger RNA from Saccostrea cuccullata (small rock oyster), 4719 nucleotides. Its product is annotated as multidrug resistance-associated protein 1-like. Gene Ontology annotation, biological process: transmembrane transport. Gene Ontology annotation, cellular component: membrane. Bases 142 to 4704 code for a protein of 1520 amino acids. The record is from RefSeq and is a predicted model, not a curated record. Gene Ontology annotation, molecular function: ABC-type transporter activity; ATP binding; ATP hydrolysis activity. The transcript is spliced from 29 exons. NCBI's taxonomy places the organism in Eukaryota, Metazoa, Mollusca, Bivalvia, Ostreida, Ostreidae.